GGGAAGGAGCGCGGUCGUCUUAGUCCCGCGCGGCGCGGAGCGGAGCGGCGCGGCCCGGUUCGGUUCGCUUUUCGCUUCUUGCUUCUUGCUCGGUGCCAUGUCGCGGCGGCGGCACAGCGACGAUAGUGAUGACAGCGAUGGACAGCCUCACAAGCGGCGGAGGACGUCGGAGCCGUCGGAGAUCGAGGAGAGACUCGAGUCGCUCAUCUGCAGAGUAGGGGAGAAGAGUAACUCAUCCCUGGAGAGCAACUUGGAGGGCCUAGCUGGUGUAUUGGAAGCUGAUCUACCAAAUUACAAAAGCAAGAUACUAAGAAUUCUGUGUACUGUUGCACGUCUGUUACCAGAAAAGCUUACUGUUUACACAACACUAGUUGGGUUGCUGAAUGCCAGGAACUACAACUUUGGUGGGGAAUUUGUAGAAGCCAUGAUUCGUCAGCUUAAAGAAUGUCUGAAAGUCAAUAUGUACAAUGAAGCUGUGCAUUUAGUUCGUUUUCUGUCUGAUCUUGUGAAUUGUCAUGUCAUAGCUGCACCUUCGAUGGUGGCUAUGUUUGAGAACUUUGUGAGCGUGACACAGGAGGAAGACGUACCACAAGUGCGAUGUGACUGGUACAUAUUUGCAUUUUUGUCAUCUUUACCUUGGGUUGGAAAGGAAUUGUAUGAGAAAAAGGAUGCUGAGAUGGAUCGUCUCUUGUCUCAGACAGAAAGCUAUCUGAAACGCCGCCAGAAGAUACAUGUACCAAUGCUACAAGUUUGGACUGCUGAUAAACCACAUCCACAGGAAGAAUAUUUAGACUGCCUCUGGUCUCAGAUUCAGAAGUUGAAAAAAGACCGUUGGCAAGAACGACACAUUCUGAGGCCCUACCUGGCUUUUGAUAGCAUUCUUUGUGAAGCACUGCAACAUAAUCUGCCGCCAUUCACUCCUCCACCUCACACUGAAGACUCAGUUUAUCCUAUGCCAAGGGUUAUUUUUAGGAUGUUUGACUACACUGAUGACCCUGAGGGCCCUGUCAUGCCUGGCAGCCAUUCUGUUGAACGAUUUGUAAUAGAGGAGAACCUUCACUGCAUCAUCAAAUCCCACUGGAAAGAGAGAAAGACUUGUGCUGCCCAGCUGCUGAGCUAUCCAGGAAAUAACAAGAUACCCUUGAACUAUCACAUAGUAGAGGUAAUUUUUGCAGAGUUGUUUCAGCUUCCUUCUCCGCCACACAUCGAGGUCAUGUACACAACUCUGCUGAUUGAGCUGUGCAAACUUCAGCCUGGUUCUUUACCACAAGUUCUUGCACAAGCCACAGAAAUGCUCUACAUGCGUUUGGAUACAAUGAAUACAACCUGUGUAGACAGAUUCAUUAACUGGUUUUCUCACCACUUGAGUAACUUCCAGUUCCGUUGGAGCUGGGAAGAUUGGUCAGAUUGUCUUACUCAGGACCUUGAAAAGCCCAAACCCAAGUUUGUGAGAGAGGUGUUGGAAAAAUGCAUGCGGCUCUCCUAUCAUCAGCGGAUAAUCGAUAUUGUUCCUGCAAGCUUUUCUGUCCUCAGUCCUGCAAAUCCAGUGUGUAUCUACAAGUAUGGAGAUGAAAGCAAUAGGUCUCUUCCUGGAUAUACUGUGGCACUCUGUUUAACAAUUGCAAUUAAAAACAAGGCCAGUAAUGAUGAAAUCUUCAGCAUUUUAAAAGAUGUGCCUAAUCCAAAUCAGGAUGAUGACGAUGAUGAAGGAUUUACUUUCAAUCCUUUGAAAAUAGAAGUCUUCGUUCAGACUCUGCUCCACCUUGCUGCAAAGUCUUUCAGCCACUCCUUCAGCGCCCUGGCAAAGUUUCACGAAGUCUUCAAAACGCUUGCUGAAAGUGAUGAGGGAAAACUUCAUGUUUUGAGAGUUGUGUACGAGGUCUGGAAGAACCAUCCACAGAUGAUCGCUGUGCUUGUGGACAAGAUGAUUCGGACACAAAUUGUUGACUGUGCUGCAGUAGCAAACUGGAUCUUCUCCUCAGAGCUUGCACAUGAUUUUACUAGGUUUUACAUCUGGGAGAUCUUGCAUUCCACAAUUCGUAAGAUGAAUAAGCAUGUUCUGAAGAUUCACAAAGAACUGGAGGACACAAAGGCAAGAUUGGCCAGACAACACAAAAGACGAGACAGUGAUGAUGAUGACCGGAGCAGUGACCGGGAGGACGGACCUCUGGAGGAGCAGAUAGAGCGCUUGCAGGAGAAGGUUGAGUCAGCACAGAGCGAGCAGAAGAAUCUCUUCCUUGUAAUAUUCCAGCGCUUCAUUAUGUUGUUAACUGAGCACUUAGUGCGCUGCGAGACCGGCGGAAUUGAUGUAUUUACGCCGUGGUACAAGAGCUGCAUAGAAAGGCUGCAGCAGAUCUUCCUGCAGCAUCACCAGAUAAUCCAGCAGUACAUGGUGACCUUCGAGAACCUCCUGUUUACAGCUGAGCUGGAUCAUCACAUACUGGCCGUCUUUCAGCAGUUCUGUGCUCUGCAGGCCUGAGGAGAAUUCCUGGUCUGGUCAAAAUUACGACCUCUUCUUGGCAGUCGCUUCCACCGAUAAAUAGGAGCAGCGAGCAACACCUGGAGUGGGACAGAUUUUCUGCUUUGGUAACUGCAACCCUGACUGUGUUUUAGGGCUGCCAUGCCACCGAACCAGACCUGCAGGCCUGCAGUGCUGCCAGAAAUGCUUCUGUUCCCCAUGGUGGAUCAACCAGGUGCCACUGCUUGUCCGGCUUAGCAACAACUGCUCUGUGGUGGCCGUAUCUGCCGCGGCAGCACGCAGCUCCUGUGUCACCUGAAAGCAUUUUGAUGCUCACUGAAGAGGUUUCUCGCCAGGAGACUCAGACUGGGGAAACACGUAACCUGAAAAUAGAGUAGCCUUAGUUUUGAGUUAUGCAAAUAACAUUACUUAUAGAAAUGCCAAAUCAGAGUGGUCUGUGUUAUGACAAGCAGUGAUGAGUGGCAAAGACACUGCCUUAGGUGCUCAGGUCUGUACUGUACAGUAUACUUCCAAGCUGUUUAUGUUCUCUUUACUUUGUGGGUGAAUGUUUAGAGAAUUUCAUACCCAGUGCUACACAGCUCAAGCUUGAAACUGAUGAAUUUUAAGUAAUUUUGUUCCUGUACAAAUUUUUUUUUUCCAGUGUUAUGCUUCGUAAUGCAAUUCAUCCCAACAUUAAUAAAUUGACCUCCUAAUAAAGUGAGGAGAGCAAAGAG
Molecule: messenger RNA, 3192 nt
Organism: Centrocercus urophasianus (Greater sage-grouse)
Lineage: Eukaryota; Metazoa; Chordata; Aves; Galliformes; Phasianidae
Gene: NCBP1
Product: nuclear cap binding protein subunit 1
Exons: 24
Coding region: 98-2479 (793 amino acids)
Biological process (GO): nuclear-transcribed mRNA catabolic process, nonsense-mediated decay; mRNA export from nucleus; regulation of mRNA processing
Cellular component (GO): nucleus; nuclear cap binding complex
Molecular function (GO): protein binding; mRNA binding; RNA cap binding
Source: RefSeq, a predicted model, not a curated record